Oryzias latipes (Japanese medaka) is the source of this 1353-nucleotide messenger RNA. RefSeq names its product phosducin b (gene pdcb). The record is from RefSeq and is marked provisional. Lineage: Eukaryota; Metazoa; Chordata; Actinopteri; Beloniformes; Adrianichthyidae. Gene Ontology annotation, cellular component: photoreceptor outer segment. Gene Ontology annotation, biological process: regulation of G protein-coupled receptor signaling pathway.
CGCAAAGGGAGGACUUUACUGUGACUGUGGAAGGGAGCCGACCACAAAAAUGUCAAACAAACUGAUUGAGCUUGAGGAGAAUGCGACCCACACAGGUCCAAAAGGAGUCAUCAAUGACUGGAGGAGGUUUAAACUGGAAAGUAUGGACCGGGAAAACCUGCCUUCCGCAAAAAAAGAACUGCUGAGACAAAUGUCUUCCCCCAAUAAAUCAAAAGAUGACUCCAGAGCAAACCUAAACCGAAAGAUGAGUGUCCAAGAGUAUGAGCUGUUAAAGGAGGAGGAUGAAGGGUGUCUGAAGAAGUACAGGAGGCAAUGCAUGGAAGAGAUGCACAACAAGCUCAGCUUUGGGCCCAGGUUUGAAGGCGUGCACGAUCUGGACAGUGGAGAGGCCUUCCUAGAAGUAAUUGAAAAGGAGCAUCACAGCACGGUGGUGGUUGUCCACAUUUACAAGAUUGGUAUCAAAGGUUGUGAGCAGCUCAACAGCUGCCUUGACUGCCUGGCCACUGAGUACCCCACCGUGAAGUUCUGCAGAAUUGACGCUGUAUCGUCUGGAGCCGCGGAGCGUUUUUCGGAUGAAUACCUACCAACUCUGCUGGUGUACAAAGCUGGAGAGUUACUAGGGAAUUUCCUUUCCUGCACACAGCAUCUAAGUGAAGAAUUCUUUGCCACAGAUGUUGAAGCUUUUCUCAAUAGCUAUGGUCUGUUGCCUGAGAAAGAGCUGCCCAAGCUGGAGGAUGAAGAAGAAAAUGAUGUAGAGUAAAUAAAGUGCAGCCACUGACAGAGAAAAUAAGCUGUGUCAAAUAUCUAAGACUGGGAAGAUUUCAUAAAUAAAAUAUGAUGAGUAUUCUUUAUUGCCUUAGCAAAUAGGAAGUCCAUGUCAAGUUCUCUAGAACUCUAGUUCUGGAUCAUUUUCCAAAGGAGAAACAACAUCCAAGUUGGUAUGGUGGCUAUAAAACACCAGACAGUAUAUGGGAGCAGCUUGUUGACUGAAAGAAAAGACAUAACAAUUACGUAAAAACUAUUUUAUUUUUUAAUUUUUUAAUUUUAGAGAAUGCUACAUACUGUGUCUUUGUAAAAAAAUUAUCUAUUCUUCUUAUAAUUUUUUAGUCCUAGUUGAUUGAUAUUUAAUGUUGAAAACAAUUUUAAAAUAGUUUGAUAUAUUGUUACUAAAUGAACUUUAAUGUAUUGAGCAACUCCCAUGUUUUUAUUGCAAGUUCUGCAAGAGCCUAAAAAAUACGUGAAGGAUUGAACUUGUUUGACUGUCUUUUUUUUAAAAGCACUAAGGUUGACUGUUGUCUCUGGAAAAAAAUUUAUAAGAUACAUAUCGAUCAAUAAAAUAUGACACCUGAGGAC